Coccomyxa subellipsoidea C-169 is the source of this 1247-nucleotide messenger RNA. RefSeq names its product PP2C-domain-containing protein. Lineage: Eukaryota; Viridiplantae; Chlorophyta; Trebouxiophyceae; Coccomyxaceae. Gene Ontology annotation, biological process: protein dephosphorylation. Gene Ontology annotation, molecular function: protein serine/threonine phosphatase activity; cation binding. The transcript has 7 exons. The record is from RefSeq and is a predicted model, not a curated record. The coding region runs from base 15 to 1247 and encodes 410 amino acids.
CUUGUGGAAGAAAGAUGCUAGACAGCAUUCUAGAGCGACCAAGCCUUGAGGGCACUCAAGCAGAGAGCAACCUGAACGGGACGGCGAGGCUGUCAAUAGCCAGCUGCCAAACCGGUUUCUGCAGGCUCAACGGGGCUGGAGGAGCAGAUGUUGGCCCCAGCGGCGAGACCAGCUUAUUUGGCCUCGCCAGCGUGCAACAGAGCCCCUUCUCGGAGGAUGCCAGCACUGCAGGCCAGCCCUAUGAGCCCUCUGUGCGGUGGGGAUCAGCAGCAGCACAGGGGCAAAGACAAGCCAUGGAGGAUGCACAUGUCGGCGUGCUGGACUUGCAAGCACAUACAGAUAAUGCGUUGCAUGGGAACGGCGGGGCCUUCUUUGGGGUGUUUGACGGGCAUGGGGGCUCCAGCGCCGCCCAAUUUGCAGAGGAGCACUUGCUGCAGGCGUUGUUAACACAGACAAGCUUUCCUGCCAGGCCAGCUGACGCACUGAGAAAAGCGUUCCAGCUCACAGACGAGGCAUUCUAUCGGGCGGUGUACCGAGUGGAGUCGCCGGAGAAGGAUGCCGGGUCGACGGCGCUCGCGGUGCUGGUGGUGGGCUCGCUGGUGCUGGUGGCGAACGCCGGUGACAGCCGCGCCGUGCUCAGCCGCCGCGGCAAGGCCAUCGACCUCUCGCGCGACCACAAACCCAGCUGCCCAUCCGAGCGCGAGCGGAUCUCCCUCGCAGGUGGGUAUGUGUGUGGGGAGGGCUUCUUGAACGGUCAGCUGACGGUGACGCGCGCUCUGGGCGACUUCCAUCCGGAGCUGCUGGCCUUGCAGCGGACCAGGGAACGCCUCAAGUACCGCGUCAGUGACAAGGAGCCGGUGGAGCUCACAGGGCCCCUCACAUCAGAUCCGGAGAUCCACCAACACACUCUGAUAGUGGAGGACGAGUUCAUGGUGGUGGCAUGCGAUGGGUUGUGGGAUAUGCUGAGCAGCCAGCGGUGUAUAGAGAUCGCGCGGCAGCACUUGAGAGACCACAAUGACCCCCAGAGCUGCGCCCAGCUGCUGGUCGACACAUGCCUGGCGAAGCAUGCCACAGACAAUGUGACAGCCAUCGUGGUGUGCUUCUCCGCGGACCCCCCGCCGCUGCGCAGCUAUGCGCGCAACAGCUUGCGGGGCCCCUCAAGAUCGCUGUCGAGGGACGGCCUCUCCACGCUUUCCUCUGCGCUGGCCAGCGCCAGCUCGCACCCUGUGUGCCCGUCCCUUUCAUGA